Molecule: messenger RNA, 3038 nt
Organism: Nomia melanderi (Alkali bee)
Lineage: Eukaryota; Metazoa; Arthropoda; Insecta; Hymenoptera; Halictidae
Product: p21-activated protein kinase-interacting protein 1-like
Molecular function (GO): protein binding
Source: RefSeq, a predicted model, not a curated record
CUGAGUUAGAAUAUUGGUGUUCCAAUAAAGCGGUAAUCUGAUUGGUUAUUGAGCAUACGCUGUUUGUUAUUAAUCGAAAUGGUAAUAAUAAUGAAUCCAUAGACGAAAUAAAGUAACUGUGCUUUUUGUUCCCCUGCAUUGUACCGAACUAUCCAGAAUAGUUGGAUUCGUAAGAUAUGUUUGAAACUUGUGAAACACAAGAAUAUUGCGACUUAAAUUUUGGUGGCGGCAAUUGUCAGUCAAACCAGACGCAUCAACCAAGUUUUCUUGCGCACGUGUAAAACGAUCGAAUUGCAAGUAAAGAAAUAAUUUGUGCAAAAUGGUGUGUUUAGAUGUAAACGUGCCAGAUCCAUUUGAAAUAGUAGUGGGGACGUAUGAGCAAUAUUUACUCGGUUAUAAAGUGAAUAAUAUCGUUAAUGAGUACAAAAUGGAAAGAACUUUUGCAACGCAUAGUCAUAUAGCCAGUGUUCGCAGCAUCGCAACUAAUAAACAUUAUUUAGCUUCCGGAGGUGCAGAUGACUCUAUCUGUCUAUACGACAUGCAUCACAGAACAGAGUUUGGUAAACUUGUUCAUCACAAUGACACAGUGAAUUGCAUCACAUUCACUCCGAAAGCAACUCAUAUGUUUACAUGUAGUAACGAUGGUAGCAUAGCUGCGAUACGAUGCGGUAAUUGGCAAAUUGAAAAACAUUGGAGAACCGCACACAAAGGAUUAGCUGUGAAUACGGUGGCUAUUCAUCCUACAGGAAAAAUUGCAUUGUCGACUGGAGCAGAUGGAAUCCUUCGAACUUGGAAUUUAGUAAAAGGGAGGCAAGCAUACGCAACCAACUUAACGCCUAGAUUAAAAUUAGAUGCUCGCAACGUGACUGUUCUUAAAUGGAGUCCUAAUGGGGAAAAGUAUUUGUUAGCUGUGAAUCAACAAAUAGACAUAUAUUCCAUUGAAUUGGCGGGAAUCGAUAGCAAGAUUAAGUUGGAUACAAAAAUUGUUUGCGUAGAAUUUUUAAAGGACGACCUGAUCGCUGUAGGGUUAGAGAAUGGUCAAAUUCGUUUCUACGAUCUUGAAAAAUCAGAACAAACCGUAGAAGCGAUUGCUCACGAUAUUCGAGUGAAAUGUAUGAGUUUCAUGGGGGAUCUGUUGGUCACCGCUUCUAGUUCCGGCGAAAUAAAGCUUUGGAGAUAUAGUAAAAAUAGCUUAGACAUGUUACAGAGCGUGAAUUGUGGCGCUAGAAUCACAUGCUUGACCCUCACGAUCGCGUGCAAUAAUUUUCUUCGCGAUAAAGAAGUUAAAUUGGAAGAGGAGAAAGAAGAAGUUGAAAAGAGGAAGUUCAGAUUUCGGCAGGAAGUCGUUGUCGAGAAGGAAGGUGAUUGGGAUGUAACGCCAAUCGAAGUUGUUCAGUCGGGUUUGGCUGACAAAAACAAGAAAAAGAGAAGAUACGUGGUAGAAGCAGAUCACCAGACAGUUGCUGAUAAGAAACGGAAAGAGUCAACAACGUUAGAGAAGAAGAAGAAAAAGAGGAAAGAAAGCGUCGAAGAAGAAGAGCGUGAUAGAGUCGAGAGCAUUCCAAAGAAAAAAAAGAAAGUGAGAAAGGAUUGGGUCAUCGAAGAUGAAAAGAAUAAAAUGAAGAAGAGAAAGAGAAACAUUAUUGCUACGGAACAAACAGACGGUUCAUCGGUGAAAAAGGCGAAGAAAGCUAUAAGAUUCGAGAACGAAAAUACGCCGGGAACAAAUGAUGUAACAGCGAAUAGUUUAAAAACGAAAUCGAUACGAUCGGAGAAAAAUGACGACAAGAUAUCUGUCAAAAAGAAAAGAAAAUCAUUCAAGCAACUCGAAGCAAUUGGAGUGACUUUGAAGAAAAAGAAGAAAAAGUGAAGCAGCAAAUUGGUAUUAAACACGCGAUGGAGAAUAGGCUGGGUCAGUUUGAAAACUGUAAUUCAUUUUCUAUCAAAUAAUAUAUACAUGUAGAUCUAUGAUCUAUAAGUAUGUCAUCAAGUUACACAUUAGUUUCUACGAAUCAGUCUGUCCCAAACUCGAUACGUUUUGAUGUAAAUGUAUCACAGGCGUGCGUAUACCCGAAUAUCGUAACGUGUACGAACUUGCGAUAUUACUUAUUCUGUAAUGUUCGUUUAAGUGAUACCAUCUUCUUUAUCGUUUUUAUCGUUCACCACAAAAUACACUUAUUGACUGGAUUCAUUGGACUUCCGAUCGGACAAUUCCACGCUUUUGCGAAAUUUGCGUUGUUCGACAGUGUUCCGAUAACUCUGAAGUGAUUCGGCGGGUGUACUCUUUCUAUCAGUAUCGAUUUUAACGCACUAUUAGUAUAAUUGCCACACCAUACCUGUAAAUUCAAGAUACGCGUGUACAUAGAGCAUAAAGGAUUGUAAUGCAUAUUUGUUGUGUCAAGUUUCAUUCUGUUGACAUUAGUACUAAAAAUGUUGAGUAUUCUGUUUGGAAAGUAGAUGAAAAAUAAAGGGCAGAGAGAAAAUGAAAAGGAUGAAGAUGAAGAUAUGGUAAUUCAGAAAUUGGUCGGAUAUCGGCAGUUCUAAGGAAACUGACUUGCGCGAAACCUAAGAAGAAAAGCUGGUCCUGAGUGUAUCCGGCAAAUCCAGGCAAAGUUCUACUGACGGUGUCAGAUCGGGCUUUGUGCUUUUGGUAUGCUCUGUAAGCUUCUCGUAUGCCGCCGUUGUCCGCAAUAUUUUCUCCCUGCGUGUUCACACCGUUUACCUGCAAGUUAAACACGUAUUGACUCGUUAUCGGUGUAUUGCUGUGUAUCGAGCCUUGACAUGCAUACUCUUCCGCUUCCAUCAAGCAUCGAUGCUUACCGUGAAAUUUUCGCCCAACUCCGGCACUCGGUAGUUACCAUAUUGUUUGAUUAUGCAUUCGACUUUUUUCUGAUAAUGUUGCAACGUUUCCUCACUCCACCAUUGCCUCACAUUUCCUGCCUCGUCGUACCUACGACCUUGGCAAGGCAAAAAAGGAAGUUGAAAAUUAGUUGAAAAAUUUGAAAUUGUACGAAAAAGUGGAUAACGAAUUGUUAUCG